AACUAUCGCGGCAUUAUAUCGUGAAAUAUAAAAAAAAAUGGAAAAAGUAUUAAAUGCGUUAAAUGCAAAAAUAAUUGCUGCGAACAAGUUCGAAGAUAUAAUUACUAAAUAUAAAGCUUUACAGACAGAUGAAGAACGUAUAAUAUUUACCCUUAAUUGUAUGUUAGAAUAUGAUAUAAUUCCUGAGAUAUGGGGCGGAAUGAAAGAUGCAAAAGAGUCUGAAAGUAAAAGAGAACUAGCUAAUCAGCUCUAUAUUAAAAGUACAAUAGACAAUUCUGUAUAUGUUGAUUUAUUGAAAUUGUAUACCCAAUCCAUAGCUUAUGCCCCUAAUCCUUCCAAAGAACUUGCUUUAGCUUAUGCCAACAGAUCUGUUAUGUUCUUAAAAUUUCGUAAAUAUGAAGAAUGUAUUCGAGAUAUAGAGAGGUCAUUGCCAAUUAGUAAUUCAGACAAUUUACGUGCUAAGCUUUAUGUAAGAAAAGUUGAAUGUUUAUGUGCACUAAAGCAUCCUGAUACAAAUAAUACUAUAAAGGAAACAGAAUGUUUGUUGAAAGAAAUGUCAUUAGAUGAUAAUUAUCGUGAAAAAUUAAAUGAAAAAUUAAUUUCUAUAAAGAAAAUGAAAAUACCUAAUAAAGCAAGCAAAAUGUCAAUCACCAAGUCAUGUCAAUCACCAUUUCAUAAAAUAAAGACUUACAAUGUUGAAUUUCCUUGUGCAUCUGAUGCUGUAGGUGUAAAUUAUAAUGAAGAGUAUGGUAGACAUGUUGUAGCCACUUGUAACAUAAAUGCUGGUGAAGUACUUGUAAUAGAAAAGCCAUAUUCAUCAUUGUUAGCUUUUGGAAAUAGGCAUACACAUUGUUCAAAUUGUUUAAAGGUUUGCUGGGCUCUUAUACCUUGUGACCAUUGUAUUUUUGCUAUGUAUUGUUCAGAAGAAUGUAAGACUUCAGAAUGGGAAAAGUAUCAUGAUAUGGAAUGUGCAAUAGUGCCACAUAUGUUGAAGAUGAAGUUUAAUAAAUUAGAUGUAUUCAGUUUAAGGCUUGCCAUUCAAAAUGUCAAAGAAGCCACAAGUAUACCAGACUUAAGGGAAGAGUUAAAAGAAGUUGAUAGUUGUAAUGAUCCUCGUACAAAAGGUUUUUCUAAGAAUGGAACCUUCCCAAGUGAUAAAUACAGAAGUGUAUUAGGUCUAGUAACAAAUACUGAAAAACGUUCAGUACAAGAUUUAUUUAGAAGAUCUCUAGAUUCAUGCUUUAUUUUGUAUUAUUUAGCAACAUGUACUAAUAUGUUUGGAACUCCAUUAAAAAAGAAUUUGUCUGAGCUAAUAAAAUAUUCAAAUGUCACAUUUGUUGGUGGUCUUAUAUUAAGAUAUCAGCAAGUGGUUCCUUCAAACAUGCAUAGUGAUAAUGAAGUGUGUGGACUAGAAUAUCGUGAACAUGGUUCUGUAGCCUUACCAUUUGCAAGUUUGAUGAAUCAUAGUUGCAAUGCAAAUACUACAGGAGUUUCUAGCUCUGGGCAUAUGAUUAUAUAUGCCCUGUAUCCUAUUAAGGAAGGUGAGCAGAUAUUUAGCGAAUAUGGUGCACAUUAUGCACUUACACCAAAAGUUGCUAGACAAAAAGAACUUUUAAAACAGUAUUAUUUCGAAUGUAAUUGUAUAGCGUGCCAAGAGAACUGGCCAGUAUAUUUGAAUCUGAAAUCUUAUAAAGAUAUAGUUAAAGAAGAGGAACACCGGCAUAAAAUUCAUCAGGCUUUGAGGAAGUUUACAAAAUAUUUCAAUAUUCUUACGGAGGGAAAUAUAUUGGAUAGAUAUAUCGGUCAAGAUCUGUUAAGAAUGAUCAAAGUAUUAUAUGAAUUGGUACCAUCCCCUUGCGUAGAAAUGUGCAACGUAGUAGAAUGUGUGAAACGUUUCUAUGAUUUGCAUGGUAAUCGAUUCGAUGAGCUUAGGCUUUAGGUUAACAUAAUUAAUCCAAGAUGUACUAUAUGUGUUUUAAGUGUGAGUGUGAUGUAUGAAAUAUAUCGAUACGCGACUAACAAAUAUAUUUGAAAGUAGUAUAGUAUAUACUG
Messenger RNA from Habropoda laboriosa, 2052 nucleotides. RefSeq names its product SET and MYND domain-containing protein 4-like. The record is from RefSeq and is a predicted model, not a curated record. Gene Ontology annotation, molecular function: protein binding. The transcript has 5 exons. Lineage: Eukaryota; Metazoa; Arthropoda; Insecta; Hymenoptera; Apidae. Bases 38 to 1939 code for a protein of 633 amino acids.